UUAUUAAUUUCAUAAUAGGAACAAAUGCCCCCUGAGACCAUUUACCCACCACACCUGGGUUUUUGUUGUCCAUGUGCAUGCUAACAACCACACCAUUUGCAUGUCAGCAGACAUAUUUAAGAUGCAGUCUUGGGGGGAUCAUUGCCAAUGCUGGACUGAGAUGAAACAGCAAAGAUCUGAAGUUCUGCACCAGAACCAUGAACAACUCCUCAAUCUGCUGCGCUUUUGACGCGCCCAUAUUGGAUCAAGUUUUACCACCUAUUCUCUUCACAGAGUUCAUUUUCGGCCUUUUGGGAAACAUCCUCGCCCUCUCUAUGUUCUUCUAUCACAGGGACACCUGGAAGCCCAACUCGGUUUAUCUAGCCCACCUGGCUGUGGCAGAUUCGGUGGUCCUUUUUUGCCUUCCUUUCAGGGCCGACUACUACCUCAGGGGCAAGGACUGGGUGUACGGAGACGCUUUCUGUCGUAUUUUGCUGUUUCUCUUGGCCGCCAACAGGGCUGCUGGCAUAUUCUUCCUCACUGCCGUCGCCGUAGACCGUUACUUGAAGAUCGUCCACCCACUCAACAGCAUCAAUCGGAUGGGUCUGCGGUACGCCUCGUGGGUUUCUUUUGGUCUGUGGACUCUUAUCGUAGCCAUGACCGUCUACCUCUUAACGGACAAACAUUUCUAUUUCCGAAACAACCGCACCCAGUGUGAGAGUUUCAAUAUCUGUUUGGGGCAUAAUUCGCUGUCUGACUGGCACAAUUCUUUCUACGUUAUUCAGUUCUUUGUGCCCACGUGCAUUGUUAUCUAUUGCACAACUUGCAUUACGUGGCAGUUGAAGAAAAAGACAGUGGACAAACGUGGUAAAAUCAAGAGGGCCGUCCAGUUUGUCUUAGCAGUGGCUUUGGUUUUCAUCGUAUGUUUCUUUCCAAGUAACGUCUCGCGUAUUGCUGUGUGGGUCCUAAAGUCUUGGUAUAGUGAGUGCCAUUAUUUCCGUGAUGCAAACGUGGCUUUUUACACCACCGUCUGCUUUACUUACUUUAACAGCGUGCUCAACCCCAUCGUUUAUUACUUUUCCAGCCCUGCUUUUAGUGGAGCAAUCAAUAAACUCUUUAUGAAACUUCUAGGGGAAAAAAAACAAGGACGAGGAGAAGAACAAUAGCUGUGCUACAAUAUCAACUAAUGUCUCUUAGACAAGU
Messenger RNA from Misgurnus anguillicaudatus (oriental weatherfish), 1182 nucleotides. Its product is annotated as hydroxycarboxylic acid receptor 2-like. Gene Ontology annotation, biological process: G protein-coupled receptor signaling pathway. NCBI's taxonomy places the organism in Eukaryota, Metazoa, Chordata, Actinopteri, Cypriniformes, Cobitidae. The record is from RefSeq and is a predicted model, not a curated record. Gene Ontology annotation, molecular function: G protein-coupled receptor activity. Gene Ontology annotation, cellular component: membrane.